Anthonomus grandis grandis is the source of this 918-nucleotide messenger RNA. RefSeq names its product zinc finger protein 27-like. The transcript has 5 exons. Gene Ontology annotation, molecular function: chromatin insulator sequence binding. The record is from RefSeq and is a predicted model, not a curated record. Gene Ontology annotation, cellular component: chromosome. The coding region runs from base 1 to 918 and encodes 305 amino acids. NCBI's taxonomy places the organism in Eukaryota, Metazoa, Arthropoda, Insecta, Coleoptera, Curculionidae. Gene Ontology annotation, biological process: regulation of transcription by RNA polymerase II.
AUGUUCGUUGUAGAAAUUAACACGAAUGAAGAGGGUCUUUACUUUUGCCCAAACUGUUAUAAAACCUACAAAUACAAAACGUCGGUGUACACCCAUCUAAGGAACGACUGUGGUAAAGCACCCAGAUAUGCUUGCAAGCCCUGCAACUUUACAUGCAAAUUUCAUCACGUGUUAUCAAGACAUUUUAAAACGGCCAACCACAAGAAGAAGCAGAAUGCUUAUAGUUUUUCGGCUUUAAACGAUAAACAACCAGUUAUUAAAAUCGAAAUUAAGGACGAACCAGUCGAACCCAAUCCAAUUUUGAAACAUCUAUUAGAAAAUAGGAAACCACCGGCACAACCUGCAUCUGUAACAACACAAACUGCACCGAGUACUGGCUGUUCCAAAUGCGAUGCUGAGAUAGCCUGUACACUAAAAUGCCCUUUUAAGGGCUGCACCUAUAUUGGCAAGAAACCAUCUUAUUUGAAACUCCAUAUCAGAUCUGUUAGAAGGCCAAAAGGUAAAGGAAAUGAGAGGUGCAUAUGUGGCAAAACUUACUAUGAAAGGAAGAACCUACAACGUCACCAAAAGCUGCGAUGUGCUUUACUGGGGCUUAAUCCUUAUACCGAUUUGGUUGAACUUGAGGACGCGUCGUCCAAUUUUGACUACCUCGACCUGCAUUACAUAGAACUUCCGAUUUUGAGAAGACCAAAGGGUCACGGCAACCAUCGUUGUCCUUGUGGUUUGGAAAAACUAUACGGAUGCGAUCGUUGUGGAAGAAGCUACAAAUACCUUAAAUCUCUAAAGGUUCAUGAAAGGGUUAAAUGUGGCAAAGAACGUAAUCAGUUUUGUCCGGUAUGUGGUGCGGCAUUUUGGCAUAAACAAGCGGUACAAAAACAUUUGCUUCAUAAGGUUUGUCUAAAGAAACAAGUGCUAUAA